Messenger RNA from Centropristis striata (black sea bass), 3632 nucleotides. RefSeq names its product clavesin-1-like. The transcript is spliced from 8 exons. Gene Ontology annotation, molecular function: phosphatidylinositol bisphosphate binding. The coding region runs from base 813 to 1799 and encodes 328 amino acids. NCBI's taxonomy places the organism in Eukaryota, Metazoa, Chordata, Actinopteri, Perciformes, Serranidae. The record is from RefSeq and is a predicted model, not a curated record. Gene Ontology annotation, cellular component: membrane.
ACGCUCUGGGAGCAUCCUGACGUCUUCUCGGAGCACAAAGUGAAAACGCAUCUCUGUGAGCUCCGCUUCGUCCUCCUCACACGUUACAAAGCCCACACAGCCUCACAAGGACGGGCUCCAACCUGCGACGCCUUCAGGGACCAUUUUUAUUCCCGUUUUAAUCCCGGCUGCUUCGUUUUUAAUUCGCACGGUCAAAUAUAUCUCUCCCUCUCUCUCUCUCUGUUUUUUUUUUUUUUUUUUUUUUGUCCGUGGGAUACCGAUGGCCACCACCGCCACCGUCCCCCAGCAUCAGCAGCAGCAGCAGCGGAGGGCCGUCGGGCCAGCCAGGACGGCCGGGAUCCAACCAGCACACCUAGCAGGCUGAAGACGCCCUCACCACACCCCGCUGCCUUAACUGACCUUUGACCUCGCUGCAGAACACCAGCCUCCUCUCCAUCGAGCCUCCUUCACGAUGCCGCCACCGCCGCAGAUCGUCCACUGCUAACGCCUGAACCAUGACAGAGAGCCGGCGGAGGAGGGAGCUCAAGAGUAAACAAAAACCAUGUGAGUGUGGAGCCGAAGACGUCAAAGGAAACCAAAAACUGGCAGCUUUCUAACAUGUAGAGGAAGACGGCAGCGACGAAUGUUGAUUCAUCGGCUGGAAAACGACAAACACGACCACGAUUGUCUCUCCAAACCAUUUCAGUGAAAAAAAAAAAAAAAAAUCAAAGACAGACAAUAAGAUUGUGUUAAAGACGACCAAAUCAAUCACACGAGAUUGUAAAAAACAAACCACGCUGGAGUAAAACUUGAGGAGUUGAGAAGGAGCCGCGAUGACGCACCUCCACGCCGGCCUGAGCUCCGAGACGACGGAGAAGGCUCGCCUCGAGCUCAACGAGAACCCCGACACGCUGCACCAGGACAUCCAGCAGGUGCGGGACAUGAUCGUGACGCGUCCGGACAUCGGCUUCCUGCGGACGGACGACGACUUCAUCCUGCGCUUCCUGAGAGCCAGGAAGUUCGACCAGCUGGAGACCUUCAGGCUGCUGGCCCAGUACUUCCAGUUCAGGCAGCAGAACCUCGACAUGUUCCAGAGCUUCAAGGUGGACGACCCCGGGAUCAAGCGGGCGCUGAUGGACGGUUUCCCCGGCGUGCUGGAGAAUCCGGACCAACACGGCCGGAAAAUCCUGAUUCUGUUCGCCUCCAACUGGGACCAGAGCAGGAACUCCUUCACAGACAUCCUGCGGGCGAUCCUCCUCUCUCUGGAGGUGCUGAUUGAGAACCCGGAGCUCCAGAUCAACGGUUUUGUUCUCAUCAUCGACUGGAGCAACUUCUCCUUCAAACAGGCGUCCAAACUGACGCCCAACAUCCUCAAACUGGCCAUCGAGGGCCUCCAGGACAGUUUCCCGGCCCGGUUUGGAGGAAUCCACUUUGUGAACCAGCCGUGGUACAUCCACGCCAUGUACACCAUCAUCAAACCUUUCCUCAAGGACAAGACCAGGAAACGGAUCUUCCUCCACGGGAACAACCUGAACUCCCUCCACCAGCUCCUGCAGCCUGAGUGUUUGCCCUCAGAGUUUGGAGGGACUCUUCCUCCGUACGAUAUGGGGAUGUGGGCUCGGACGCUGCUGGGACCCGACUACAACGACGAGACGGAGUACACGCUGACCUACGACGCGCUGCACGUCAGGGAGAACUGUGGAGGAGGAGGAGGAGGAGGAGACAAGGACAUGAUGAAGAGGUCUCAGUCGGCGGUGGAACCAGGAACUCUCCGACAAACAGACAGAGAGACCAGCACGCCACUACUCGCCCUGGACUGAACACACACACACACACACACACACACACACACACACACACUAGAGCCGUCUCACACACACACACACACAGAUCUAUUAAACACACAUGUACAGACAACAACAAACCACAACACCCACUUUGACACAGCUGCGUAUUUAGCUGGUGGAUUUGAACUCGUCCUGUUGACCUGAACUCUGACAGCGACUCAACUUCCUGUACAGGACACACACACACACACACACACACUCUCUCUCUCUCUCUCACACACACACACACACACAGUCUGUCCUGUCUCUGAGCCGUCUGAUGCCUCCCAGCGGAGCCUCGUCCUCUCCAGCCAGCAGCAUCUCUCCUCAACGUUUUGUUAGUCACACACACACACACACACACACACACACACACACACACACACACACACACACGCACACACGCACACACGCACGCACACACGCACGCACACACACACUGAAAGGAUGAGAGAGAACAGAUUUCAAUCAUAAUAAGUGAGAAACAUUUGUCGCGGUUGACACCAACAAGGAGAAACUUUAAUGGAUCAAACUCUGGUUUAAUAUGAAAAACUGAUUUAUUUAUUAUUUAUUUAUUUAUUUAUGAUGUAAACCAGCUGUGGACAAAACAACACUUCCUCUCCUUGUCUCCUCUCUUCAUCUCCUCUCCUUGUCUCCUCUCCUUACUUCCUUUCCCUGUCUCCUUUUCUUGUUUCCUCUCCUUACUUCCUUUCCCUGUCUCCUCUCCUUGUCUCCUCCCCUUGUCUCCUCUCUUCAUCUCCUCUCCUUGUCUCCUUUCCUUACUUCCUUUCCCUGUCACCUUUUCUUGUCUCCCCUCCUUACUUCCUUUCCCUGUCUCCUCUCUUCAUCUCCUCUCCUUACAACUUCUCUUUAUCUCUUCUCCUCGUCUCCUCUCCCUACUUCCUCUCCUUGUCUCCUCUCUUCAUCUCCUCUCCUUACCUCCUUUCCUUGUCUCCUCUCUUCAUCUCCUCUCCUUGUCUCCUCUCCUUACAACUUCUCUUCAUCUCCUCUCUCUACUUCCUUUCCUUGUCUCCUCUCUUCAUCUUUCUUAGUCUCAUCUCCUUAUCUCCUCUCCCUACUUCCUCUCCUUAUCUCCUCUCCUUGUCUCCUCUCUUUAUCUCCUCUCCUUGUGUCCUCUCCUUAUCUCCUCUCCUUGUCUCCUCUCCUUGAACACUUUCCCCCUUUUUUCACAAACAUUUUCUCAGUUUUCUGACAUUGUAGAAUAAAACAUUUGUGUCGUUUUCUGGGUUUUAGAAGUGAAAACGCUCGCUCGGCUUAAAUUUGUGGUGCGACAGAAUUAAAACACAAAUCAUGAUUUAAUCCCUGAUUAAAGAUAAUCCUUGUUGGUGAAACUCUUGAAAUGUUUUUUUAUCUCCAGUGUUGCUGGUUUCCUCCGUCACUCCUCUUCGUUCUUUAUACCUGCUGGAUUAUUUCUCCUCAACAUGUGAACUAAAAACUUUUAUGUCCUGAUAAUCUGAAAGGAAACACGUCCACAUCUGUAAUCAAAAGGAAAAGAAGCUUCACUCUGGUAGAAUAACGCCACCUUUCCUCCUCAAGAAACAACAACAAAAAUCUACUUUGCACAAGCAUUUCAAAAUAAAAGCACCGCACACGUCGCCACCAGCCGGCAGAUAUUAAAAGCGGCUCACGUGCAUGAAAACGUUUCUACCAGAGUGAAACGUUUCUGUCUGGAUAAAAGAGCUGUGAAGACACGACAGGAUGCCAAAAUAUCACCUUUAACCUCGACUGCAGAGAAGGGAAAGAUUGUUUUUAUUGAAUCUAACUUAUUAUUAUGAAGAUUGUAUAUUAUUGUUAUAAGUAUUAUGA